CGCGACGCUUUUGGCCAGCAAGUCAAUAACUGAUCCCUCUUCGCUUUGAUACCCAAUUUGUUCAGAUCAUGGUCAACCUCUGACGUGUCUCAUCAACUAGGCUCCCACUGAGUCCAAGAAGCGCUUGGCGCUUGCUAUCAUCGAUUUCUUGGGUGCCAGCUUGAAGGAUGGCACCCUCGGUGCCGAUGACGCCGAGUCCAUCGAGAUCGCUCAGUCUUGUAUCGCGGAUACCUUCAAGGUCGACCCCACUGAUGAGGCUGCUGUGAAGGAUGCUCUCGGUGGACAGUCCCUGGCCAGCAUCUACAGCGUUUAUGAGAAGCUGCGGACCAAGCCCGCCGCCGGCGGUGCUGCUAAGGAGGAGAAGCCCCAGACCGGCGCUCCCACCCCGGAAUCCGACAAGCUGAAGUCGGAAGGCAACGCUGCCAUGGCCCGUAAGGACUACGCCGGCGCGAUUGACUUGUACACCCAGGCUCUGGCCAUCGCCCCCUCCAACCCCAUCUACCUCUCCAACCGGGCUGCUGCCUAUUCCGCCGCCGGACAGCACGAGAAGGCGGUUGAGGAUGCCGAGCUUGCCACCGCUGUGGACCCUAAGUACUCCAAGGCCUGGAGCCGUCUGGGUCUGGCUCGUUUUGACCUGGCCGACUACUACGGCGCCCAGGAGGCCUACGAGAAGGGCAUCGAGGCUGAGGGCAACGGUGGCAGCGAGGCUAUGAAGCGGGGCCUGGAGACCACCAAGAGAAAGAUCGAGGAGUCGAAGCGCGGUGGAGAGGCCCCUUCUGACGCCGUCGAUGAUGCUGCUGGCGCAUCUCGUGGUGCUGGUGGUAUGCCCGAUCUCUCGUCCCUCGCUAGCAUGCUUGGAGGUGGUGGCGGCGGCCGCGGCGGCGGCAUGCCCGAUCUCAGCUCCAUCAUGAGCAACCCCAUGUUCGCCAGCAUGGCCCAGAACUUGAUGAGCAAUCCCGAUGCGCUUAACAACCUCAUGAGCAACCCCCAGCUGAGACAGAUGGCUGAAAAUUUCGGCCGCGGAGGUGGCAUGCCCGACAUGUCUUCGUUGAUGAGUGACCCAAGCAUCGCCGAAAUGGCCCGGAACAUGAUGGGUGGCGGUGCUGGACGGGGAAGCCAGUAAUGACUUGAUUCAUCCAUCGUCUGAUGCCCGUGCAAUCUUUUUUUUCCCACUUCUCAAAUAAUAUUUUCGUUAUCAUAAGCAAUUAUCUCGGCUGCAUUUAGCUUCCUUCCUGUCACCAUCUUCAAGACAUUCCUGUUCUCAUGUAGAAAAGACACAACAAGCACUUAUAAACUAAAAUAAACUA
This is a messenger RNA of Aspergillus saccharolyticus JOP 1030-1, 1307 nucleotides long. RefSeq names its product putative Hsc70 cochaperone (SGT). Gene Ontology annotation, biological process: post-translational protein targeting to endoplasmic reticulum membrane. The record is from RefSeq and is a predicted model, not a curated record. Gene Ontology annotation, molecular function: protein binding; molecular adaptor activity. The transcript is spliced from 3 exons. Lineage: Eukaryota; Fungi; Ascomycota; Eurotiomycetes; Eurotiales; Aspergillaceae. Bases 425 to 1123 code for a protein of 232 amino acids. Gene Ontology annotation, cellular component: TRC complex; membrane.